UGAAUCUCAACUACGCGAAAAUACUCAGUCUUAGCUGAUUGACUGUUGUACUCAAGAAUGCGAGCCACAUAUCUACUGAGCCUCGUGCACGGUACGUUGGGUGUCGUGUCUGCACAACUCCUAGAAGCUUCGACAAUAGACGUCAUAGGAAAUAACAGCCUCUUCACACGAUGGCGUCCGGUAGCUCACUUUAUACCUCCCGCAGGAUGGAUGAAUGAUCCUUGCGGUUCGAUGUACGACCCCACAAGGGAUAUAUACCAUCUCUUCUAUCAAUGGCAUCCAAAUCACGUAAAUUGGGGGAACAUCUCGUGGGGCCAUGCUACUUCGAAAGACCUCAUUACAUGGGAAGAUGUCGGCGGCUGGCAUGAUCAAGACGCUCAAGCUCUAGGCACUGGACCGGUGGGGACGUACAACGGACUCGGGAUCUUCUCUGGUACCGCUCAGCCAGUCAACCUUCACGGUAAACAAGAUGGCACCCUCCUAGCCUUCUACACCUCGGUAUCGUAUCUCCCUACCAGUUGGUCAAUCCCGUAUCAUCGUGGAACUGAAAGCCAAAGCAUUGCCAUGUCUUCUAACGGAGGCGUCACGUGGCACGAACACCCAGGCAAUCCGAUCAUUACUGAGGUGCCAGGAAAUUGGAACAUUACCGGAUGGCGAGACCCCUUCGUUGAACCAUGGCCAGCGAUGGAUGCGUUGCUGGGCCAAUCUGAACCACAAUACUACGCUGUUUUUGGAUCUGGAAUCAAAGGUGUCGGCCCACGUAUUCCAUUCUAUUCUGCCCCUGCCAGCAAUCUGACCCAAUGGAAAUUCCUCGGUGCGCUCUGGGAACCUGCAUACAACAUAAGCCUAGGCUCUGUUCUCGAGACAGGCUCUUACGGGUUCAAUUUUGAAGUCUCUAGCUUUUUCUCCCUCGAAGACUCUACUGGAGCUCAACAUUGCUUCGUCAAUAUGGGUUCUGAGGGCGGCAAUGUGAGCUUCCAUGAAAGCGCACAUUGGGCUUUGUGGAACGAGGGAGUUGUUACAAGACGCGACAACGGGUCCGCCCAGUUCAAUCCAGUCUCUGGUAGCGCAGCCGAUUGGGGACUACUAUAUGCACUGACAAGCUUCAAUGAUACCAAGAACAACCGCCGCGUCCAGUGGGGCUGGGCGCCGGAGGAUGAAGGCGACUUUUCCAUCAAUCAACAAGGUUUCCAGGGCUGCAUGGCUCUUCCUCGCGAGCUUUUCGUUCACGAGGUUGCUAGCGUUGUCAACGUUGAUGAUAGCUCGACCGGCCCCGGUAGCUCUCACUUCGUCAAAAAUGGCGAUGGAACUUUCACGGCCUAUACUCUCGGCGUGCGUCCACUCGCCGAUGUGGUCGCGGGUAUUCGAAAAGGCUCAAAAGCUGUGGAAUUCACCAUAGGCGCAUGUUCAUCGAGUAAAAUCGCGGGUAAGGGGACUAGUCACAUGGAGCUCGCUGCCACCUUUAGCGACUUCAACGGCAUUGCUGGUCUGAGAGUCGCUGCGUCGCCUGGUGGAGAAGAGUAUACUAAUGUCUACUACGACUCUUCCAAUCAUACCCUCAAUGUCGACCGUUCUCAUUCCUCUACUGUCACAGAGUUUGCGAACUCGACUGUCGUGGGAUACUUCCGUCCCUACACUCUGGCGGCCAGUGGCAUAGAGAGCAUCGCCAUGAGCGUCUUUCUAGAUGGUUCACUUUUAGAAGUCUAUGUCAAUGGCCGCUUCGCUCUCACUACGCGUAUCUACCCUAGUCGCGAGGACUCGACCAACUUCGGUGUCUAUGUAGAAGAAGGUGCUAGUGUGCAUGUUGCUGAGGUCGUAGCUUGGGUUGGCCUGCGCAAUGUGUGGCCUGAUCGCCCUCUUAAUUCAAGCAGUAAGCUCGUUUUUGAUACUGCUGCUGAAACCAAUAACUAUACAUGGUGGUCAGGGAAUUGAGGGCACGGAUGCCGGUG
Molecule: messenger RNA, 1949 nt
Organism: Mytilinidion resinicola
Lineage: Eukaryota; Fungi; Ascomycota; Dothideomycetes; Mytilinidiales; Mytilinidiaceae
Product: Arabinanase/levansucrase/invertase
Exons: 6
Coding region: 58-1932 (624 amino acids)
Biological process (GO): sucrose catabolic process
Molecular function (GO): sucrose alpha-glucosidase activity
Source: RefSeq, a predicted model, not a curated record